AUGAGCGACGUGGGUGAAGAUGAGAAGCGAGAAGCGGUCAAGUUCAAGGAGGCGGUCCAAGGAGCUCGCCACGCCGACGACAGUGACGAGGAGAUUGGACCCAAGCCUCUCCCAGCAGCUGAAGAGACGGCUGCGUCGUCGCUGAACUAUGGCAAAGCGCUGCUUCCCGGUGAAGGCGCUGCUAUCGCACAGUUUGUGCAGAAGAAUAUGCGUAUUCCGCGUCGUGGUGAAGUGGGCUGGAACGGCGAGGAAAUCGAGAACUUGGAGAACCUAGGCUACGUGAUGAGCGGUAGUCGCCACAAGCGCAUGAAUGCGGUCCGCAUCCGAAAGGAGAACCAGGUGUACACGGCUGAAGAGAAGCGUGCGCUGGCUCUGAUUAACUUCGAGGAGAAACAACAACGCGAGAACGCGAUCAUGAACGAUUUCAAGGAAAUGCUGACUGAGCGGCUGACGAAGAAGCACGGCUCUCGACUUGUUGAAGACAUGGAGUCAUCUGCAAAGGAUUAG
Phytophthora sojae is the source of this 507-nucleotide messenger RNA. RefSeq lists its product as hypothetical. Lineage: Eukaryota; Oomycota; Peronosporomycetes; Peronosporales; Peronosporaceae. The transcript has a single exon. The record is from RefSeq and is a predicted model, not a curated record. Gene Ontology annotation, biological process: regulation of gene expression. Gene Ontology annotation, molecular function: chromatin binding. The coding region runs from base 1 to 507 and encodes 168 amino acids. Gene Ontology annotation, cellular component: nucleus.